This is a messenger RNA of Poecilia latipinna (sailfin molly), 1963 nucleotides long. RefSeq names its product mothers against decapentaplegic homolog 2-like. Gene Ontology annotation, biological process: transforming growth factor beta receptor signaling pathway; positive regulation of transcription by RNA polymerase II; activin receptor signaling pathway. The record is from RefSeq and is a predicted model, not a curated record. Gene Ontology annotation, cellular component: heteromeric SMAD protein complex. NCBI's taxonomy places the organism in Eukaryota, Metazoa, Chordata, Actinopteri, Cyprinodontiformes, Poeciliidae. Bases 425 to 1849 code for a protein of 474 amino acids. The transcript is spliced from 11 exons. Gene Ontology annotation, molecular function: DNA-binding transcription factor activity, RNA polymerase II-specific; RNA polymerase II cis-regulatory region sequence-specific DNA binding; I-SMAD binding.
CGUGUAGCAAUGCAUGUUUGGUUGAGCUAUGAAUGAAGGGCCAUCAUUCCGGUGGCUCCGAGGAGGAGAACACAGUUUUUUACUCUCGCUACGUGUAUUUAAAAUGAACGGCCAGGUUUUUCUGUCAGGUACUUGAAUGACCAGUCAACCACAUUCCAUCUCUUUACUGGGUUUUCUUGGAUGCUCUAUUCUAUUCCUUACAUUUUAUUCCUCAAAGAACCCCCAGGACCUCUUUAGACCAAUGCCUUAGUUUUUAAAUUGCUUUCCAGAACCUGCACACAAUCCGUUUAUAUUGGUGCAAUUUUUUUUUUGAUUCAAUAGAAGUUAAACCUCGUCUUCCUAAUCCUCACAAAUCUUCACCUAAUAUCAAGUUACAAGGGCCGUCUGAACCCUUGCGCGCACGUGACAGAAAGCAAGAGCCACCAUGUCCUCCAUUCUUCCCUUCACACCCCCGGUCGUGAAGCGCCUCCUGGGAUGGAAGAAGACUCCGGCCGGGAGCGGAGGAGCGGGCGGAGGAAUCGGUGGAGUCGGGGAGCAGAACGGAGGAGGGCAGGAGGAGAAAUGGUGCGAGAAAGCUGUGAAAAGCCUGGUGAAGAAGCUGAAGAAGACCGGCCAGCUGGAUGAGCUGGAGAAAGCCAUCAGCGCACAAAACAGCAACACAAAAUGCGUAACAAUACCAAGCAAUUGCUCAGAACUGUGGGGUCUGGGCUCAGGCCACACGAUAGAGCAGUGGGACUCUACAGGCAUGUACGGAUACCCUGACCAUAGCAGGUCACUGGAUGGCCGCCUUCAGGUUUCUCAUCGUAAAGGCCUGCCUCAUGUCAUCUACUGCCGCCUGUGGAGAUGGCCUGACCUUCACAGUCACCACGAGCUUAGGGCCAUCGACACUUGCCAAUAUGCAUUCAACCUCAAGAAGGAUGAAGUUUGUGUCAAUCCUUACCACUACCAGAGAGUGGAGACGCCUGUGCUGCCUCCUGUGUUGGUGCCACGCCACACAGAGAUUCUGACCGAGCUUCCACCUCUAGACGACUUCACAAACUCUAUCCCUGAAAACACCAACUUUCCUGCAGGCAUAGAACCUCCUAACAACUAUAUACCAGACACUCCUCCUCCGGGAUACAUGAGUGAAGACGGAGAAACCAGCGACCAGCAAAUGAAUCAAAGUAUGGAAUCAGGCUCACCAGCAGAAAUGUCACCAAGCGCUCUGUCACCGGUCAGUCAUGGCCUGGACCUUCAGCCGGUCACUUACAGUGAACCAGCUUUCUGGUGCUCUAUAGCUUACUACGAGCUGAACCAGCGGGUCGGUGAGACCUUCCACGCCUCGCAGCCAUCUCUGACCGUCGACGGCUUCACAGAUCCCUCCAACUCGGAACGCUUCUGUUUAGGCCUUCUCAGCAAUGUCAACAGAAAUGCCACUGUGGAGAUGACACGGAGGCAUAUAGGUCGUGGCGUCAGGUUGUAUUACAUCGGAGGGGAGGUAUUUGCCGAGUGCCUCAGUGACAGUGCCAUCUUUGUUCAGAGUCCCAACUGCAACCAGCGAUAUGGGUGGCACCCAGCUACCGUCUGCAAGAUACCACCAGGCUGUAAUCUGAAGAUUUUUAACAACCAGGAGUUCGCAGCCCUGCUAGCCCAGUCGGUCAACCAGGGCUUUGAGGCAGUGUACCAACUAACCAGAAUGUGCACAAUCAGAAUGAGCUUCGUCAAGGGUUGGGGAGCAGAGUAUAGACGCCAGACUGUAACCAGCACUCCUUGUUGGAUCGAACUGCAUCUCAAUGGCCCCCUCCAGUGGUUGGAUAAAGUGCUGACCCAGAUGGGUACCCCACAAGCUCGCUGCUCUAGUAUGUCCUAAAACGAGAUCCAUGCAAAGUCAGACUGACAUUUCACAACAUCAAAACAAUUUGUCUUAAAGGAGACUACCAUGCAGUCUUAAAUAAUGUACUAAUAGCGUUUAAAAAAAAAAAAA